This is a messenger RNA of Megalops cyprinoides (Indo-Pacific tarpon), 3225 nucleotides long. RefSeq names its product MAP/microtubule affinity-regulating kinase 3a (gene mark3a). Gene Ontology annotation, cellular component: cytoplasm; plasma membrane. Gene Ontology annotation, molecular function: ATP binding; protein serine/threonine kinase activity. The record is from RefSeq and is a predicted model, not a curated record. The coding region runs from base 952 to 3225 and encodes 757 amino acids. Lineage: Eukaryota; Metazoa; Chordata; Actinopteri; Elopiformes; Megalopidae. Gene Ontology annotation, biological process: protein phosphorylation; intracellular signal transduction. The transcript is spliced from 18 exons.
GAAAUUAAGAUCAAAUGUAGUGCAUACAGUUUAUUUCAUCUGUGGUUUAUUCUGGUCGUACAAUGCUGAGCAAACAGAAGGGGGCGGGAUGCUUCAAACGAUGCAAUUUUGCCGCACUUGUCUUGAAGUCCUGUGCAGGUAAUUUUUUCCACCAGUAAUCACCCUAGCAACAACAAACAGUGCAGCUCCGCCGACAGCGCCAAUGAGCUCCGUACGCUGCCUCUUUCCUCACUUCCUCUAUCCGUCCAGGGCUUGGCUUGGUACUCUUCAGCUAGUGGGCAGCCAUCUUGGAUCCAGCAAUCAGGCAUACGUUACUUUGGAGAUGGGAGGAAUCGAUCCGACAGCGGGUCUUUCAGGGAACCAUCAUUCUUGAAAACGGGACAGUGCACGUCGGAAGCCGAAAACAAACCGGACCCAAACCUGCGUUGUUCAGCGUCGACCUGGCAACAACAUAUGAAACCGGUUUUACUUGAAUCCCCUCCCCUUUUUCCUUGUCUGAAUGCAGUGCAAUUGAUGAGGGCCUAUUUAGCUGGUGUCUGUGUGCUCCGUUCACUUUAACUGCAAAAGACCAGGGGCUUCUGAAAUACUGAUCGAGAGCGCACUCUCACAUAAGACUAUGCCUUGUUUUCGGGUGGCCUACUUUGUGUGAAGAAAGUAUUAUUUUUUGUCUUGUUUUUCUUCGUAGCCAACACAGAUAAAGACCUCCCUUCAGCCGGGGUUCUGAGUUCUGCAGAAAUAUGCAGUUCGAUAUCUCGCUCGAUUAGUCUGUUCGGAUAUCCUCAGACGCAAGUUUGCUGGAAGUUUGCUUUGGACUGCCGUCGAUUUAUUUUUCCUCAUCGAAUCGAUGGUCUUCUCCAGAAGUGAGCAGUCAACUGUCUGCCUCUCACCUCUCUGACCAAGGUGCUGCAAAAUCAACACGGAAUCAGAAACAGUUCGGGAAGCUAAAUCUUAAUGAAAAACAUGUCAACAAGAACACCACUACCUACAGUCAAUGAGCGGGAUACCGAGAACCACACCUCGCACAGCGAUGGGCGGGCGGAGGUUCCAACCCGCCCCGGCCGCUCGGGAGCCCGCUGCCGGAACUCCAUCGCCUCCAGCGCCGACGAGCAGCCUCACAUCGGCAACUACCGGCUGCUGAGGACCAUCGGCAAGGGCAACUUCGCCAAGGUCAAGCUGGCGCGCCACAUCCUCACGGGCAGAGAGGUUGCAAUAAAAAUCAUCGACAAGACGCAGCUGAAUCCUACCAGUCUUCAGAAGCUUUUCAGGGAAGUAAGAAUAAUGAAGAUCUUAAACCAUCCAAAUAUAGUGAAGCUGUUUGAGGUCAUUGAGACGGAGAAGACCCUGUACCUGGUAAUGGAGUACGCCAGUGGAGGAGAGGUCUUCGACUACCUCGUAGCACAUGGAAGAAUGAAGGAAAAGGAGGCCAGGGCUAAAUUUAGACAGAUUGUGUCGGCAGUGCAGUAUUGUCAUCAAAAACACAUAGUACACCGAGAUCUUAAGGCUGAGAACCUGCUCCUGGACGCAGACAUGAACAUCAAGAUCGCCGACUUCGGCUUCAGCAACGAGUUCACGUUAGGCAACAAGCUGGACACGUUCUGCGGCAGCCCGCCCUACGCUGCACCCGAGCUCUUCCAGGGCAAGAAGUACGAUGGGCCCGAGGUGGACGUCUGGAGCCUGGGGGUCAUCCUUUACACGCUGGUCAGCGGCUCACUGCCCUUUGACGGACAGAACCUGAAGGAGCUACGGGAGAGGGUUCUGCGGGGGAAGUACCGGAUCCCCUUCUACAUGUCCACCGACUGUGAGAACCUCCUCAAGCGUUUCCUGGUGCUAAACCCGGCCAAACGGGGAACACUUGAGCAAAUAAUGAAGGACCGCUGGAUCAACGCAGGCUGUGAGGAGGACGAGCUCAAGCCCUUCAUAGAGCCAGAACUGGACAUAUCGGACCAGAAGAGAAUAGAUAUUAUGGUGGGGAUGGGCUACUCUCGGGAGGGGAUCCACGAGUCCCUGGCGAGGAUGAAGUAUGAUGAGAUCACCGCCACUUACCUGCUCCUAGGGAGAAAGUCAACCGAGCUGGAGGCCAAUGACUCGAGCUCCAGCAGUAACCUCUCACUGGCCAAAAUCAGGCCCAACAGUGAGCUGAACAAUGGCCAGUCACCCUCCCACCUCAAGGUCCAGAGGAGCAUUUCCUCCACCCAGAAGCAGAGGCGCUAUAGCGACCAGGCCGGCCCACCUGUUCCCUCGGGGGUGGGUUACCCCAAGAGGAGCCAGACCAGCACAGCCGACAACGACCUCAAAGAGGAGGGCGGGGUGCAGCCGCGCAAGUCCAGCACGGCAGGGGGGCGCAGUGCCGCCCCGCCCAGCCCCAUGCUGGGCACCGCCAGCAACCCCAAUAAGGCCGACAUUCCCGACCGCAAAAAGGGCUCCGCCGCCCCCAACAAUAACUCUGUGUCUGGAGGGAUGACCAGGAGAAACACGUACGUGUGCAGCGAGAGGAACGCCACAGACCGCCUCUCUGUCAUACAGAACGGAAAGGAGAACAGCACGGCGGGGCCGCCCGGCCAGCGGAACCCGGUGGCGUCCACCCACAGCAUCAGCAGUGCCACCACACCGGACCGGCUGCGCUUCCCGCGCGGCACGGCCAGCCGCAGCACCUUCCACGGCGGCCAGCUGCGGGAGCGCCGCACCGCCACCUACAAUGGCCCGCCCGCCUCGCCCACCCUGUCGCACGAUGCCACGCCCCUGUCCCAGACGCGCAGCCGCGGCUCCUCCAACCUCUUCACCAAGCUCACCUCCAAGCUCACGCGCAGAAACAUGUCAUUCAGGUUUACCAAAAGAGUCCCACCAGAGUUUGAGAGAAACGGGAGAUUUGAGGGCUCAAGUCGCAAUGUAUCUGGGGAUCAAAAAGAUGAAAACAAAGACGGCAAACCCCGCUCCCUCCGAUUUACCUGGAGUAUGAAGACCACCAGCUCCAUGGAGCCCGGCGACAUCAUGCGGGAGAUCCGCAAGGUCCUGGACGCCAAUAACUGUGACUAUGAGCAGCGCGAGCGUUUCCUGCUCCUCUGUGUGCACGGCGACGGCCACGCCGAGAGCCUGGUCCAAUGGGAGAUGGAGGUCUGCAAGCUGCCCCGCCUCUCACUCAACGGCGUGCGCUUCAAGCGGAUAUCCGGAACAUCCAUCGCGUUUAAGAACAUAGCUUCCAAAAUUGCCAAUGAAUUAAAGUUGUAA